UAACGUCGUGACGUCGUCGCCCGAACACGAACGCCAGUGUUUCCGACCACAAUAUUUCUAGAAAAAAAAAUAAUAAGAAUUUAAUAAGAAUUCAUUUUUUUUUUUUUGUUCCCAUCCAGACGUCGGCCGCCUAUCGACGGGCGCGUUUAUUUUGUAAUUUUUUUUUUGUUCGCUGUCUUCCGCCACUCCGCGUCACGUCGGCGCCAUUCUGGAUCGGGCAAACGUUUGUUUCGAGUAGAAAAAUACGGUUGUAAAAUAAAAUAAAAAUUGCUUAAAAAACAGUUUGCGCUCCUCAACUUCGGUCCGGCCAAACGGCGGCAGCAGCGAUACGAUUCGUCGUCAGCGGUGCAAUGCUAUUGUGUUGAAUGCCAUCCACUGCGCGCAAUCGCCCGUCGGAGUGAUCGUCGACAGCGAAGAAGUGGGGCCAAACCGCCGGCAAGAGGCAUCCACCGCCAGCAAGGGCGUUGGCGUUUUCUCACGGUGCGACACGAUGAUCGCGCCCGGUAUAAAUGACUGGUGAUGCUACACCGGCGCGCCGGUCAUUAUGCCAUCCGGGCCGCGGAGGUCGUUGUCAUCGUCGUCGCGGUGGUUCGGGUCACGGUCCUCCUGCGGGCGCCUGAUAACGAGGCAUGCGGCUGGUACAGAGCAUAGCGGGCCGACGGGAGUCCGGGGACGCGCAGCCGGCCACUUCUACUAGCAGCACCAGGCUACUACACCAUGGACAGUCGGCAGACCUGGAACAGAUCAGCAUCGUAUCGUCCAACGCCACCCCAUCGCAAGUGACCUACGGCUCCGGUUUGGCCACAGCUAACGGUCCCAGGAUCGUACCAGGUACAAUAACCAGUACUGGUCGUAUAGGAGAACGGCUGAGCAUAUCCGGAACGAGAUUAGACUCCGGAAGUCCAGUGAGAUUCGGACCCAAAUCUAGCGCCGAAUCACUAAGGAAUUCUGCUGCUCGUCAUAGCUUACUCGACCUAGUAGGAUGUAAAUUUGGAGUGAGUCGGAAACCUCCUCAAACGUGUUUCUCCAGUUCCCGAGACUCGUUGACGCCAACUUAUCCCAACCGGACGGUCUGCCUGCCCAGCGGUAUUGCCAGCUCGGACUCUGACAUCGCUGCCAAGGCGGUCAAAUCCGGUCACCGGCCGAGCCGCGUCAACUUCGACGGCGCCGCCACAGCCACGGCUCCCACGGCCUCCACCACAGGCAGGGCGUCCUACAACAAUGCUCGAGGCUCCAUCUGCUUCGACGGAGGCCGGCAGAAGAACGGCGGUCCCCGGCAGUACCGGGGCGACAGACCCGCGGAACGAGCCAAAGGCAUACGGUGGUCGUUCGUGUUCGACCCGGCUGGCCAGCUGUGCUACUAUUGGAACAUGGUCGUGUCCAUGGCGUUUCUCUACAACUUCUGGGUGAUCAUCUACCGGUUCGCGUUCAGCGAAAUCAACCGCAACACGCUAGUGGUGUGGUUCUGUCUGGAUUACCUGUGCGACCUGUUGUACGUCAUCGACAUACUGUUUCACUUCCGGACAGGAUACCUGGAGGACGGUGUCCUGCAGACGGACGCGGUCAAGCUGCGCAACCACUACAUGAACUCGACUACGUUCUACAUCGACUGUCUGUGCCUGUUACCGCUCGACUUCCUCUAUCUGUCCAUUGGCUUCAACUCGAUACUCCGGUCGUUCCGCAUUGUGAAGAUCUACCGGUUUUGGGCGUUCAUGGACCGCACGGAGCGGCACACAAACUACCCGAAUCUCAUACGGUCCGGCAGUCUCAUCCAUUACCUGCUGGUGAUAUUCCACUGGAACGGCUGUCUGUACCACAUCAUCUACAAAAACAACGGGUUCGGCAGCAAGAACUGGGUGUACACCGACUCCGACGCCGAAGACACGGACACGGUCAAGCGGUACCUGCAGAGUUAUUACUGGUGCACGCUGGCGCUGACCACCAUCGGCGAUCUGCCCAAGCCCAGGAGCAACGGCGAGUACGCGUUUGUCAUUUGCCAGCUGCUAUUCGGCCUGCUGCUGUUCGCAACCGUUCUCGGUCACGUGGCCAGCAUCGUGGUCAGCGUGAGCGCCGGUCGGAAAGAAUUCCAAGAUGGUACUGCUCAAUCUAAACUGGAUGGUGUCAAAACGUAUAUGCGAAUGCGUAGAGUACCAAAUCACUUACAAACCAAAGUCAUUAAGUGGUUUGAUUACCUUUGGUUAACGCAGAAGUGUUCCGACGAGGAAAGGGCUAUUAGUUGUUUGCCAGACAAAUUAAAAGCUGAAAUCGCAAUAAACGUGCACUUAGACACGUUGAAGAGGGUGGAAAUAUUCCAAAACACAGAAGCCGGUUUUCUCUGCGAAUUAGUUCUGAAAUUAAGGCCAGUCCUGUUUUCUCCCGGAGAUUACAUUUGUAGGAAAGGCGAAGUGGGAAAAGAAAUGUACAUAGUGAGCAGAGGCAAAUUACAAGUGGUCACCGAUGAUGGCAAAUCGGUGUUGGCCGUACUGCGUGCAGGGUCGUACUUUGGUGAAAUCAGCAUACUCAACAUGGGCACAGCAGGUAAUAGAAGAACUGCUUCCGUCCGUUCGGUGGGGUACAGUGAUCUUUUUGUGUUGUCCAAAAAGGACAUGUGGGACGUGCUCAAAGAAUAUCCCACAGCUAGGAUUAGGCUCGAAGCAAUAGCUACAAAACGUCUAGAAAAAUACAAAACCGAUCCUAGUCCGGACGACAAGUUAGAAGGUUUAGUCGGUAGGCGGUGUAAAUCUACUCCCGGAAUCGUGGAGAGCCAAAUAAAAGUGGACGAGGAAAUGUGGAUGCAAUCCAGUGAAGCACUUUUGAGACCGAUCAACCAAAAUAGAUCUUCAUUUAGUCCUGCCGCCAGUCCGAGUUUUAGAUCGAACGCGGCUGCGACUCUGGAGUCUCCUCUGUCCAGCAAGUAUUCUUUAGAUCAAGAACAUCACCAUCACAAUGCUCAAGAUGCUCAAAAACCCACUACUACGACGCCCAGCACGGAACCGUCGAUGGUCUCGGCGUUGAAAGCGGAAAUCAACCGUCUCCAAGAACGACUGAUCGCCGUGGAAACGGAAAACCUGUACCUGAACAAAAAGGUCACCCAGCAGAGGUGGGACAUGGACCACAGGCUGGCCGAAAUCGAGAUGCAGAUCUGCAAAGACAACGGCAGCAGCAACGGCAGCAGCUGCGACGACAACGAACGAAACAAGGAGUCGAUAAUUUAACACAUUUUCGGAUUCAAGUCCGCCAAACGGAUCCGCCGGCAAAAGACUGACGUCAAUGUUAUUUUCGAUUAUUAUUAUUAUUAUAUUGUUAAAUUGUUUCAUUAUUAUUUUUUCAAUUGUUUUCAAAUUACCAGGGUGAUGUUUAACUUGUCCAGCCUCGUCCGGAAACGGUCAUAAUAAUAUUAACUUAACCCUCCCUCUCGAUAGAUAACAAUAUUACUUAUUAUAAGAGUAUUAUUGCCCAUAUUUUUGUGCGACGGCCAGCGUUUAUAUAUUAUCUUCUACUAGUAUGUUAUUAUUCGUUUAUUAUUACAUCGCUUUGGUUUUCGCCAAUACUAUCCAUCCAAUGUAUAAAAACAAUACGGCCAAAUACGAAUGACGAUUGUGUAUUAAGUGCACCUAACUUUGACUACUCGAAUUAUAGUUUUUAUUAGAUUCACACAGCAAACAGAGUGUGGUUUGUUUGCAAAUUAUAAUAAAUAACUGAUGACUAUUUAUACCUUCCAUUAAAAGUUAUACACGUGUGUUUAUUAAUAUGUACAUUUUUUUUUUACAACUAUAACAAAAUAAUCUGGUGUUGAAAAUUAUGUUUUACAAAGAAACGGUUCACCUUCCUCGAAGGUAUUCACCCAUAAAGAUUUAGGAUCAGAUACUAGAUUAUUGUUGUUGGUUAUUGAAAAAAAUAAUAUUAUAAUUAUUGAUAAACGGUAAAACGUGAGAAAGCGAAACAGAAAGCGAGAUACGGUGUCCGAAUUGAUUGUUUUUUUUUAAGUUUCAUUUUCCCACAUUAAUUUUUAUAUACUUAACGUUAUUAUUAAUAUUAAUAUAGUUUAUUUUUGGGACCAAUAUUAUAAAUUGAGCGUACCGGGCACUGUUUUACAAUAAUGUAUAUUAGAGCCGAAACCAAAAAAAAAAUUGCAUUCGAUUUGGAAAUAUAACAUAUUUAUACAUUUUUUUAUACUUUUUAUUAUUUCAUAUUCAGUCCAAAUUGCAUUAAUUAUACCUAUAUUAUUAUGUAAUUCAUAUAAUACACAUACCUUCAAUUUUUUGUAGGUAUUUUAAACUCGAAAUAUUACUAUAAAGUAUUUAUUUAAACAUUAUAAUAUAUACAAGUUAUAUGUUUUAGUGG
Adelges cooleyi (spruce gall adelgid) is the source of this 4344-nucleotide messenger RNA. RefSeq names its product cyclic nucleotide-gated cation channel alpha-3. Gene Ontology annotation, biological process: monoatomic cation transmembrane transport. The record is from RefSeq and is a predicted model, not a curated record. Gene Ontology annotation, cellular component: plasma membrane; intracellular cyclic nucleotide activated cation channel complex. NCBI's taxonomy places the organism in Eukaryota, Metazoa, Arthropoda, Insecta, Hemiptera, Adelgidae. The transcript is spliced from 13 exons. The coding region runs from base 630 to 3215 and encodes 861 amino acids. Gene Ontology annotation, molecular function: cGMP binding; protein-containing complex binding; intracellularly cAMP-activated cation channel activity.